AUGGCCUCGGAGGCAGUGAAGGUGAUCGUGCGGUGCCGGCCCAUGAGCGAGCGGGAGAAGGCUCUGGGCUGCAAGGAGGUGGUCAGCAUGGAGAGCACCCGGGGCCAGUGCUUCCUCCAGAACCCCACGGCCACCAGCGAGCCCCCCAAGCAGUUCACCUUCGACGGGGUGUACUACCAGGAGCACAACACGGAGCAGAUCUACAACGAGAUUGCCUACCCGCUGGUGGAGGGUGUCACUGAAGGCUACAACAGCACCAUAUUUGCCUAUGGCCAGACUGGCAGUGGGAAGUCAUUCACCAUGCAAGGAAUUGUGGAUCCUUCUACACAGAAAGGGAUAAUACCCAGGGCAUUUGAACACAUUUUUGAGAGCAUACAGUGUGCUGAAAAUGCCAAGUUCUUGGUGAGAGCUUCCUACCUGGAGAUUUACAAUGAGGACAUACGAGACCUUCUGGGAGCUGAUACCAAGCAGAAGCUGGAGCUGAAGGAGCACCCCGAGGCAGGGGUGUACGUGAAGGGGCUGUCCCUGCACACCGUGCACAGCGUGGCACAGUGUGAGCAGCUGAUGGAGCUGGGCUGGAGACACCGAGCAGUGGGUUACACCCUCAUGAACAAGGACUCUUCCCGCUCCCAUUCCAUCUUUACUGUCAACGUGGAAAUCUGCACUGUAGAUCAGCAAGGGCAGGACCACCUUAGGGCUGCAAAACUCAACCUAGUGGAUCUGGCAGGCAGCGAGCGCCAGUCCAAAACUGGAGCCACAGGAGAGAGGCUCAAAGAGGCCACGAAAAUCAACCUCUCCCUCUCUGCUCUGGGCAAUGUCAUCUCAGCUCUGGUCGAUGGGAGGUGUAAGCACAUCCCCUACAGAGACUCCAAGCUGACCAGGCUGCUGCAGGACUCCCUGGGAGGGAACACCAAGACACUGAUGGUAGCCUGCUUGUCUCCAGCUGACAACAACUACGAGGAGAGCCUCAGCACUUUGCGCUACGCCAAUCGAGCAAAAAACAUCAAGAACAAACCCUGUAUCAAUGAGGACCCCAAGGAUGCUCUGCUGAGGGAGUAUCAGGAGGAAAUUAAGAAGCUGAAGGCCAUUCUAGCUGAACAGAUGGCCAUGAAUAACUUGUCAGGGCUUCUACCUGCUGAGACUGCUCACCUGGAAGAGAAGCCAGCUCCCCUCCACAAACUCCAGUUAGAUAUUGAAGCAGAGAAGCAGCUGAUCAGAGAAGAGUAUGAAGAGAGGUUGGCCCAGCUGAAGGGCAGCUAUGAGGCAGAGCAGGCAUCCCGUGCCCGCCUCGAAGAGGACAUCAGAAACCUGAGGAAUCACUAUGAUCUCAAGCUCUCUGCUCUUCAGGGGAACCUCAAGAAGGAAAAAGCUGCUACAAGGACUGAAACUACUCCUGACAAGACCUGUCUGCCUGAAGACUCUGUUGCUGCAGCAGAUGAAGAACAAACAUCAGCCCAGGGCCUGGCAGCACCUCGGGCUGUCCAAGAGGGUGGUGUUGUGAGCAGGGGGAGUGCUGGAGCAGAGAUGGCUGUUGCUGCUGAGGGGAUUUCAGUGCCUGCAGACCAGCAGCGGGUGCUCGCCAGGCUGCAGAUGCUGGAGCAACAGGUGGUUGGGGGGGAACAGGCAAAAAACAAGGACCUCAUAGAAAAGCGGCAACGCAGGAAAAAAUACGCAGACGAGCGGAGGAUGCAGCUGGUGGCUGCACUGCAGCAGGAGGAUGAGGACAGCAGUGACUGGGUCCUGCUUAAAGUCUAUGACUCCACCCAGGAGGAGGUUCGAGCCAAGAGCAAGCUGCUGGAGAAGAUGCAGAAGAAGCUGCGAGCUGCCGAGACGGAGAUCAAGGAUCUGCAGUCGGAGUUUGAGCGGGAAAAGAGCGAUUACCUCAGCGCCAUCCGCCGCCUGGAGCAGAAACUGAUGCUCUUCCAGCAGCUGCUGGAUCGGGUGCAAUCCCUCAUCCGGAGGGACUGCAACUACAGCAAUCUGGAGAAGAUCAAGAGGGAAUCCAUCUGGGAUGAGGAAACAGGCUGCUGGAAAAUUCCAGAGCCUGUCAUUCAGAAAACGCACCUGCCCGCAGCAGUCCCAGCCCUGCCACAGCCCAGACCUGCCAGAAAGAGCCCUGAGAACAGAGAGCAAACGCCCGAGGAAGAUCGCUACAAACUGGUGCUGAACCGGAGUGACAGCGAGAUCAUUGCCAGCAACUACUUCAGAUCCCCACGAACCAGCCGGAUCCUCCAGCCCGACCUCACCAAGAACCGAGCUGCCCCGGGGCCGGAGGGACCUCGGAGCGGAGCCCCCGCCAUGCCCCGGCCCCGGCCCUUCCGCCUGCAGGCGCUCGCCCUGGCCCCGACAACCACGACGCACAAAAAGGGCUCCAACAGCCACCCCCUCUGACCCCAGCACCGCUGAGCUGUCCGGCGACGCAAGAAGACCCAAAUAAAAAUCUCUGUGGUUUUGCACCGAAACUCUUUUGCUCCACACCAAGGUGAGGAACAGGGGAGGGGACCGAGGGCGAGCUCGCUGUCGCCACAUUCCCUUGCGCCCUGCAGCCCCUUUCCCCCCGCAAUAAACCGGUCUGACACUGCUGGUUUUGAG
This is a messenger RNA of Calypte anna (Anna's hummingbird), 2592 nucleotides long. It is a transcript of the gene KIF17, whose product is annotated as kinesin family member 17. The transcript is spliced from 14 exons. Gene Ontology annotation, molecular function: ATP binding; microtubule binding; microtubule motor activity. The record is from RefSeq and is a predicted model, not a curated record. Gene Ontology annotation, biological process: microtubule-based movement. Bases 1 to 2391 code for a protein of 796 amino acids. NCBI's taxonomy places the organism in Eukaryota, Metazoa, Chordata, Aves, Apodiformes, Trochilidae.